Messenger RNA from Trichoderma harzianum CBS 226.95, 1858 nucleotides. RefSeq lists its product as hypothetical. Bases 161 to 1597 code for a protein of 478 amino acids. The record is from RefSeq and is a predicted model, not a curated record. The transcript is spliced from 2 exons. NCBI's taxonomy places the organism in Eukaryota, Fungi, Ascomycota, Sordariomycetes, Hypocreales, Hypocreaceae. Gene Ontology annotation, molecular function: transmembrane transporter activity. Gene Ontology annotation, biological process: transmembrane transport. Gene Ontology annotation, cellular component: fungal-type vacuole membrane.
GCUCAACAGCCAACCACUUGAUACUAUAUACCUUGGCGGCGUUUUCGUGUCUUGUGUCGGUGUAUAAAAGAGUUGGGAAACUAGGAAACAAGUUGACUUGGGACAAAGAGAGCCAAACCGGAGGGGGAGAAGAAGAAAAAGAACGACAACAACAGAAACCAUGGACGCCAACCAGGUCAACUCGAGAGCGAUUCACGAUGAUGAUGCUGACCUUGUGCCCGAGUUCAACAAUCUCGAAUCGUCGGACGACAAGGCAUCAGCAGUAGAUGCCGGCGAAAAGGGCGCCACGACGGGUGAAAACGAAAAGGAACUGUCACAACAACAACAAGUCAACGAUGACGACCUAGAGCGACAACACACAAUGAGAUCAACGGCAUCCUACCAAGAGACCUAUCCCGAAGGCGGCCUCCAGGCAUGGACCGUCGUGGCGGGCUCCUGGUUCGCCAUGAUCGCCUCCAUGGGCCUGAUGAACAGCAUCGCCGUCUUCCAGGCCUACACGCUCAGCCACCAGCUCAAGGACCACAGCGAGGGCACCGUCGGCUGGAUCUUCUCCAUCUAUACCUGGCUGGCCUUCUUCGGCGGCGUCUACAUCGGCCCCGUCUUCGACAAGUAUGGGCCCCGGUGGCUUGUCAUCGCCGGAUGUGCGUGUACCGUGGGGGCCUUGAUCGGCAUGAGCUUCUGCACAGAGCUCUGGCAAUUCAUCCUAUCGUUUGGCAUCCUAGGUGGCAUGGGAACGUCACUCACCUUCACCCCGUGCAUCGCCGCAGUAGGCCAUUGGUUCAAGGCAAGACGAGGCUUUGCCACCGGGCUUGCAUCAACGGCAGGAGGCAUCGGAGGCAUCAUCUUCCCCCUCAUGCUGACCGACCUGUUUGCGCGUAUCGGCUUCGGUUGGGCCACUCGAGUGCUCGCUUUGAUAUGCCUCGUGUGCGGGCUCACAGGCAUCUGCCUCGUCCGAUCCCGUCUGCCACCGGCCAAGAACGCAACGGCUCACCCCGAUUUCCGCAUCUUCAAACAGAUUCCCUUCCUCCUGACGACUCUGGCCAUCUUCUUGUUGGAGUUUUCCCUCUUCAUUCCCCUGGCCUACAUUGCCACCUACGCACAGGACCAGGGCUUUGGCGAUACGUUCGCCUACCACCUCUUGCCCAUCAUGAAUGCCGGCUCCGUGAUAGGCCGGGCGCUUCCGGGAUAUUACGCCGACGUCGUCGGAGCUUUCAACGUGUGCAUGUUCUCAGUGGUGCUCUCGUUGGUGUCGUGCCUGUGUGUGUGGCUGCCCCUGGGUCACACAAAGGCGGGCAUCAUCAUCUUCUCAUUGCUCUUCGGCUUCGGAAGCGGUAACAGCAUCGCCAUUGCGCCUGUUUGCAUUGGUCGGAUGUGCAAGACGCAAGAGUACGGCCGAUACUAUGCCACCACCUACACCAUCGUGUCCUUUGCCUGCUUGAUUGGCAUCCCCAUUGCCGGCAGCAUCGUUCAGGCCGAUGGCGGCUCCUACACGGGGCUCAUCAUCUUCACUGGCUGCAUCUACGUGGGCUCAGCAAUCCUCCUCAUGCUUGCCAAGACCUGGCAGCUAGGCUGGAAGAACUGGCUUGCUGCCUAUUGAGACACGGCGUCAUUCGUCUCCCUUUCCACGGAGACAGUUUAUAAGCACACUCAUCUGCCUGUGUUCCUCUUCCAGUGAUGUUCGGAGGACCAGCAGCUGUUAAUAUGAUUCAUUUCAUGAAUAGAUAUCCAAAUGGUUCGGCGUUGGUGUUUUGGUUGGUUAUGAAGAAAAAAAGGGGAAAGUAUUUGCACACAAUCAAGGAACAGUCCAUGUUAUUAUUCGCAUCGCAUUUUGUGUUUCUUUUUGUAGCAGAGAGUUAUG